This is a messenger RNA of Leptomonas pyrrhocoris, 2536 nucleotides long. RefSeq lists its product as hypothetical. Lineage: Eukaryota; Euglenozoa; Kinetoplastea; Trypanosomatida; Trypanosomatidae. The coding region runs from base 152 to 2536 and encodes 794 amino acids. The record is from RefSeq and is a predicted model, not a curated record. The transcript has a single exon.
GAUGCAACGUUCACCUUCGACGACAUUUGCACCUUCCCUCUUUCACUAUCGUCUCCGCCAGAUCCAGCAGCGUAUUGCGCCACGGCGUAUCCCUUUUCUUUUUUCUUUCCUUCUACUCUUCGUAGAGAGUCGUAGUCCUACCGGGUGCAAAAUGCGUCGUCAAAUUUCUGUGCAAGGAGAAAAGUACUGCAGCGUGGGCACUCGAAGUAAAUUACGGUGCUGCCGUUACCUGGUGCCCACUGUUUUUUCCUCCUCACCGCAAGCUGCGCUGCGGACCUCACGUCGCUCAAUUUCCGUAGGUGCACCUCCGCCUUUUUACACCGAUGGCCGCGAGGCAGAAGCGCCCUCCGCUGCCCCACCGUCCUUUGCAUCCCCUGCCAUUCAUGCUCAACAAGAAAACCCAUGGAUGUCGUCAAGUUCCGCCGCACGCGUCGCGGCACCCUUCUCCCCCCAAGAGGUGAAGGCUCUUGUGUUUCCUCUCCUCCCGUGCGUGCCUCGCUCUCCCCCCUCACCAAACAGAAGCACUGGCUUCCUACCGCAAUGCAUUACCGUCAGUGCGUUGCUGAGACCACUGCCAAAGUCAUUGCGAAGCUACAUGGAGAAGUAUCAACGCUCUCCGUCGUCUGAUGGAGAGCUUAAAUGUGAAGUCCGCGGCGGAAAACGGGAGACAGGGUCCGUCGAACGGAAUGCGUUUGCUGCUACUCUGAUGGCGUCUGGCGUCGGUGCUUACCUCGUCGAUCACUUUCCAGAGGAAGUAGUUAUUUUCAUGCCCGGAGGACGCCUGGCACGCAAGGAAGCACCUCCAUCAACAACGGCAACGCAAGGAGAAACCUCAUCAGCGUCUUCAACAGGUGCGGAUGGCAAAACAGCCUCUUGUAUGAAUGCUGUUUCUGAGAAGAAGACGGAGGACACCUCUUCACCUUCCUCCACCGAGGAAGAAGGCACAACGAAUCGCCCCGUCACGGCACCGGAAAAGGCCUCUGAAGGCUCUACUGGCCUUCGUUCUCCCGCUACAGGAACGGCGCCGCCUCCUCCUCCGCAGCCGGUGGGUUCAAGGGAGCGGUAUGGCAACAUCACCGGCGCCCCUGCCUUCUUUGGCGCGCCAUCCGUCGGAACGAGUGGUGGGGCGCCGCUGUCUCCUUCUGCGUCUAGUCUCGAUAAGGUGGCGGAUGACGUGCGCUCUAACCCCGCUGCGGUGCCACUCCGCUCCACGAUCCAAAUGAUGGAUGUUCUGGUGGAGUACAUCCCAACUUUCUACACCCCUGUCGACGAGAUAGCGCCCAUGAUGCCCAGUAACAUCCAGCAACUUUAUGCCGACUCAUCCUUUCGCUUUUUCCUGAAGCGCUUCAAGCACUACAUCGACAUUCGCUCCACCUUCAGCGUCUCCGAGGUGCGUCUCAGAUCCACCUUCAAUCACCCAAAACGGGGGAUGGCAGACGCGCGGUUUCGCACGGGCGGCACGGCGUCGGUGGAGAGCUCGCCGACAGCGAACCAGCUGCGGCGCCCGCCGCGCAACUCGGAGGCAAAUCUGAUCGGCCUCAUCGCCCCACAAGUGCCGAAGGCGUUUACCCCUCUGGCGGAGGUGCUGCAGGAAAUCGCGCCCAUCGUGUCGCGCCACCCCGCGUUCGACCCCCGUCUCGGCGUGACCGGGAUUUUAGGAAAGUACCCGGAGUACUUCCAAGUAGUGGAUGGCCGGCUGCGCGCCCGCCCGUACCGCGAGGCGCCAAACUCGCUGCGAGACCUGGACUGUGACUCCUCUCCCCUUCCCGAGAUAUUUGCAAAGGUGUGGACGUGCGUGGAGGCGGCGGCGGCAGGGAAGGACUACGCCGAGCCGGCGGAGAAAGCUGCAGCGACGGUGUCGACGGGGCGCCUCUACGGCCUCCUCUCCGCGGCUGAAAAGGCAGCGGUGAAACAGAAGUGUCGCUCCUUCCCCACGUUUUUGCGCCUGCACGGCAAGGCGCUCGUCGUCUCGGUGGACAAAAUGCGCGUCUACAAGUUUAUUCCCGAGCACGAGGCGUGCACGGACACCUUACUCAACGAACGGCUGCGCAUGAACUCACUGGACCCGAACGAUCCGAUUCUUAAAAUCCCAGCUGCGAUGGCGCCUGAGGCGAACGCGGAGUGGGCGGUGCGCGAGCUCUACGACGCCCUCCCGCUGAUGCAGUGUGCAGAGCUCAGUGAGGUGCUCUCUCUUGUACCGCCGGCGGUGCGCGACGCGCUGCCGAAAGCUGUCUCCGACGUGCGACUGUUGCUUGAGCAGUACGGUGACUACUUCGCCAUCUGGCCCUAUCCGGAUGAUGAAAGCGUCAUUGUCGUGCGACGGGCAAGGGUGGAGGAGCCGGUGCUGGACAAAGCGGAGAUCGUGCGCAUGGUCGUGCCGCUCAUCCCGCAAGGCGGCACGACGCUGACGUCGCUGCGGACACGUGCGCCGUUGGUGCUGCAGCGCUACUUUUACCGCCAUGGCACCGUAGCGACGCUGGGUGCGAUGAAGGACAUGUUUGCCAUCGCCGGUGAUCGCAUUGUGCGCUUGAUGUAG